AUGAGUGUGAAUGGUCGGCGAUGGAGUCUGAAGGUCAAUCAGGAUGAUUGGUUACGAUCUGGAAAAAAGGAGUCAUCAGGUCUGAAUUUAGUUUCAGAGCAAAAGGUCUUCUGGGAGUUAACGCAUCGUGGAAAGAGAAUUCUGUGGAAUCAAUUGUUGGAAUGGAAAUACAAGUUCCCAAAAGGUGAGUGGAUAAUUGGAGGCGACUUCAAUGCAAUUAAGGUGGGGGUUGAGAGAGUUAGGAGGGUGCGGGCUAAUAGAUUAGAAAUGGAGGAGUUCUCAAGAGUCAUAGAACUAUUGGAGGUGGUUGAUUUACCAGUUGUUGGGAAUAAGUUCACAUGGAUAAACUCAAAUGGCAAAUUAAAAAGCAGAAUCGACAGGAUCCUAUUAUCGGAAGGUAUCAUUAAUUUGUGGAAGAUUGUCGCCCAGGUGACGGGAAAUAGAGACAUUUCAGACCACAGGCCUGUGUGGAUAAAAGCUUGUAAUAAAUACUGGGGAGCAAAACCUUUUAAAGUAUUCAACUGCUGCUAUGAACACCCUGAUUUUGAAAAUUUUGUGAAGGAGGUAUGGAGCUCGCAACAAAUCACGGGUACGAGAGCCUUUGUCUUAAAAGAAAAUAUCAAACACCUUAGGGAAAGGCUGAGAUGGUGGAAUCAAAGGGUUUUUGGUUGGCUGGAUUUGAGAAUUGAGGAGGAUGUUGAAAAACUAAAUGAAUUGGAAGAGGAACAUGUAUCUAACACAAUACAAGGGAAUGAUGAGGCUUACAGCAGAAGGAAGGAUAUUCAGCAUAACAUCUGGAAAAAUCUGCAUUACAAAGAGAGUGUGCUAAAAUAG
Molecule: messenger RNA, 834 nt
Organism: Vicia villosa (hairy vetch)
Lineage: Eukaryota; Viridiplantae; Streptophyta; Magnoliopsida; Fabales; Fabaceae
Exons: 2
Coding region: 1-834 (277 amino acids)
Molecular function (GO): catalytic activity
Source: RefSeq, a predicted model, not a curated record